This is a messenger RNA of Strongyloides ratti, 1608 nucleotides long. RefSeq lists its product as hypothetical. The transcript has a single exon. The record is from RefSeq and is a predicted model, not a curated record. NCBI's taxonomy places the organism in Eukaryota, Metazoa, Nematoda, Chromadorea, Rhabditida, Strongyloididae. The coding region runs from base 1 to 1608 and encodes 535 amino acids.
AUGGUAUAUCAAACUGUGUUAAAUUGUUCCGAAUUGGUUAUCAUUAUCUAUGAACAAUUACCUACACCAACUGAUAAAAUGAACUUUAUGUUAACAUGUAAAACUAUUUAUAAUACUGUAAAAAAUAAAUUAUUACUACCACAAGAAUCUGUACUUAAUCGAACAAUUUUUGAUGAUGAAGCAAUAUUAAUAGAAUUUACAAAAAUAACACUUCAUACUGAAUAUUUAGAAAUAUCACCUGGUCCCAGAGAACAUCUUGACGACAAAUUAAUUGAUGUUAUAAAUAAAAAAAUUAAAAAUAACAUAAAGCAUAUUAGAAAAUUAUAUAUAAACCCAAUUCAUGAAAACUGGAAUCUGGUAAUUGAAAAGUUUAACAUUUUUGAAAAUAUAAAGUAUCUCAAAAUUGCUUGGACUUCACCACCAAGAAAUUUACAUUUUUUCAAACACUUAAAUUCACUUAAACCAAUUAAUAUAUUUUGUGACUGCCAAGAAACUAUUUCCUAUAGGAAAGAAAUUGAAAGCAAUAAAAGUUGGUCAUUUCCUAAAAGUAUGAAAAAUUUAACCAUAAAAUGUAAAAGUAAAAGUUGGAUAAAAAUUUUAUUAAAAGGAUUAACAAAUUUUCAAAAUGAAGAACUUGAAACAUUGGAAAUUAUUCAUCUAUCAAAUUUUAUAUAUAACUUUUCAAAUCACUGGAAUGAAUUUAUUACAUUAGUAAAUUAUUUUAAAAAAAUUAAUAUCAUUUCUGAUUUUGCUAUAUAUGGUAGGCAAUUUUAUAGUUUUUUAAAUCAUCUUGUUUCUAUUGAAAUUGCUAAAAAAUGUCAUUUAAAUUUAAAAGUUUCAAUUGACUCAUCUUUUUGGUAUGAAAUUACUUGGGAAGUAUGUGAUAAAAUUAAACUUUUAUGUAUUUUUAAUGUUAUUGAGAAAGUCAAUUUAGAAAGAUUAGAUGAAAAUGAUAUCAAUGUAAUAUAUAAUACUUUAUAUAAAAUGCAAAAAUUAGAAACAUUAAUGUUUAGAUUUACUAUGGUUGAUUUAGGUGUAGAAUUUGAAACAUUUGUUUACAAUAUAACUAAAAAUUUAAAAAAUAUUCAAAUAACAGAUUGUAAAAGGAUGAAUAUUAUUAAUUUACAUGAAAUAUCAAGAAAUCUUAAAAAUUUAGAAAUUGUAUCAUUAUAUGGAAUAGAAUCAGAUGACAUAACAUUAGAUAGAAUUUUAGAAAUGUUUUCUAAUGUUAAAGUUUUAGAAAUAUUUUUUAAAAAAUCAUUUAAAAAAUCAAAAAUUCUUGAAUUUUUGAAAGGUAAAAGAUCAGAUGAUGGUCAUUAUAAAUUUAUAUGGCCAAAGACAGUAUGUUUAAAUAUUUUUACAUUUUAUCCAAAAAAGUCAGAAUUAAGUGAAUUAUAUAAAAUUGAAAAAGAAAUACCACGAAAAUGUGGGCAACUUUUAUUUGAUAGUGAUAAAUUAUAUUUUGAAACAGUAACAGAAACAAAUAUCUUUAGAACAACAUUACAAAAAUGUUCAGGAUGUUAUAAUUAUUUAAAAACAUUUAGAAAUAACAUCUUUAAAAUCACAUCAAAAACAGGAUUAUAUGAAGAUAAAUUGUUUGAAAUUUAA